AUCAAAUCUCACUCAUCCUUUCCUUCCGUAGAACGAAACAGUACGCCACUGCAAAUACUCCAAAUCCUUACACAGAAAGAAUUGCUUUCUCCAACCCAACAAAGCCAUUCUUUGCUCCUUUCUCAUGUCCGUCUUCCUUAUUGCAUGCCUUCACCGACUUGAUUAAUUUGUUGAUAUAAACCCAUUAAUUAUUUUCAGAAUCAAACGCUCACCCUGAAAGCAAAAAUCCGAACCCAAUCGAACAUUUAAGUUCACGACGUCUGAUCAUAAUCAUGUCGUUGAGCCCUCCUCGUUUGCGAAACAUGAAUCGCACCCGGAGGACCUUCCAGCUUUACUGGUGCUACCUGUGCCACCGGGCAGUCAGUAUUUCGAGCACGAACUCGUCGGAGAUCAUUUGCCCACGUUGUUCCGGGCAGUUCGUCUGUGAGUUUGACUCAGCCGGGCCAAGGCACGUCGUAGAUUUCAGAGGAGGUUACAAUCCCUCCCCCGAAAACCGUCUUCUGGAGGCUCUCGCUCUCCUGCUUCACCCACCCAUCAGGUUCUUCAGUGAUGUCUUGCUGUAUAACCAAGAAACUGAAUUUCGAGGCCGUCCCUCGUUUUCGCCGCAUUUCGAGAUGGGAGAUCGCCGGGACCCAGAAGCUGAAACUAGAGCCAGGCCACGUACAAGGCUGCGGCAUCGAAGUCUUGACGGAAGAGAGAACCCGAACCUGCGGGAACCUCGUAUUCAAGAAUGGCCUCGUACUCGGUUUGUUCGUAGACCUUCGGAUCCUUCCGACCGUUUCGCACCCAUUCUACAGCCGGAAAUUCCAAUUCCAGUGACUUCCGGAGUUGAUCCUACAAAUUUCUUUCUCGGGCCAGGGCUAAACGAAUUGAUCGAGCAAAUAAGUCAAAAUGAUCGGUCGGGGCCCCCUCCGGCACUUGAUUCUACAAUCAACGCAAUACCAACCGUGAAAAUCAUGGCGAACCACUUGGCCAGUGAGUGCUCGCACUGCCCUGUGUGCAUGGACGAGUUCGAGGUCGGUGGGGAAGCAAGAGAACUGCCCUGCAAACAUAUUUACCACUCGGAUUGUAUUGUUCCUUGGCUGCGGCUUCACAAUUCUUGCCCCGUUUGCCGGCACGAGGUGCAGACGCCGCCAUGUGUAGACAAUAUAGAACGAGACAUUACAUUCACCGAAUCUGAGGAUUCUCAUGGGGGAGGAUGGGGCAGGAGACGCCGGAGCUCGAGGCGGAAUCAAGAUGCCCCUAAUUUCUAUCCCUUCCGUUUUAGAUUCGGACGAGAUGAUAAUUCUACAUAGAGAUGAAACUGUUGCUACUUCUCGCAAAGUUAAUUCAUGGUGGAGUUCUUGCCCUAUAUAUUCUUUGGCACUUGAUUGUUGCUGCAUGCUUAUGCUGGAAACAACUCAUAUGAUCCACUUUAUUGUUCGACUGUUUUCUCUAGGAAUGUACGUGCGUUUCUAAGCAGGAAUAAUGAAGGGGGCGGGGCGCAUCUGGG
Messenger RNA from Juglans regia (Persian walnut), 1492 nucleotides. Its product is annotated as E3 ubiquitin-protein ligase RING1-like. The record is from RefSeq and is a predicted model, not a curated record. NCBI's taxonomy places the organism in Eukaryota, Viridiplantae, Streptophyta, Magnoliopsida, Fagales, Juglandaceae. The coding region runs from base 273 to 1295 and encodes 340 amino acids. The transcript is spliced from 2 exons. Gene Ontology annotation, molecular function: ubiquitin protein ligase activity. Gene Ontology annotation, cellular component: cytoplasm. Gene Ontology annotation, biological process: protein ubiquitination.